CUUGACGCCACGCCUGUGCAUUCCCAACUGAGGCCGCCGUAGGGGGGGUUGGCCUUUCGAGGGGACGCGAGCGGGACCCUUGAGCCUGAGGUCCAGCAGCCUCUGUUAUUCCCGUGCGGUUCCGGCGCUGCCCCCAGCAUCGGUGCCACCGUCAUGGAUCUAAAUUUAAACCGAGCGGAUUAUUUACAGGUGGGAGUGACCUCUCAGAAGACUAUGAAGUUACUUCCUGCCUCAAGACAUAGAGCCACACAAAAGGUGGUUAUUGGAGAUCACGAUGGGGUAGUUAUGUGCUUUGGAAUGAAGAAGGGAGAAGCAGUGGCAGUGUUCAAGACUUUACCAGGGCAGAAGAUUGCAAGAUUGGAGCUAGGAGGGGUUCUUAAUACACCCCAGGAGAAAAUUUUUGUUGCUGCAGGAUCUGAGAUUAGAGGCUUCACAAAGAGAGGAAAACAGUUCCUCUCUUUUGAAACAAACCUCACUGAAAGCAUUAAAGCUAUGCAUAUAUCUGGCUCAGACCUCUUUCUCAGUGCAAGUUACAUCUAUAACCAUUAUUGUGACUGCAAAGACCAGCAUUAUUACCUUUCUGGGGACAAAAUCAAUGACGUCAUCUGCCUUCCAGUGGAAAGAUUACCUAGUAUUACACCAGUAUUGGCCUGCCAGGACAGAGUGCUCAGAGUUUUACAGGGAUCUGAUGUGAUGUAUGAAACUGAAGUUCCUGGCCCACCUACUGUUUUAGCACUACACAACGGAAAUGGCGGUGACUCUGGAGAAGACCUUUUGUUUGGAACAUCAGAUGGAAAACUUGGGCUUAUUCAGAUCACUACCUCCAAACCGAUACACAAGUGGGAAAUUCGAAAUGAGAAAAAGCUGGGAGGUAUUUUGUGUGUUGACAGCUUUGACAUUGUGGGUGAUGGGGUUAAAGAUUUACUUGUUGGGAGAGAUGAUGGAGUGGUACAAGUGUAUAGUUUUGACAAUACAAAUGAGCCUGUUCUACGAUUUGAUCAGAUGUUGUCUGAAAGUGUCACAUCUAUCCAGGGUGGUUGUGUAGGGAAAGAAGGCUAUGAUGAAAUUGUGGUAUCCACGUAUUCAGGCUGGGUUACAGGUCUGACAACAGAGCCUAUGCAUAAGGAAAGUGGACCAGGAGAAGAAGUAAAAAUUAAUCAGGAGAUGCAAAAUAAAAUUUCUAACUUAAGGAGUGAACUGGAACAUCUGCAGUAUAAGGUACUACAGGAAAGAGAGAAAUAUCAACAGUCUUCCCAAUCAAGCAAAGCAAAAUCAGCAGUACCUUCAUUUAGUGUAAAUGACAAGUUUACAUUAAAUAAAGAUGAUGCCAGCUACAGCCUCAUCUUAGAGGUGCAGACAGCAAUAGAUAAUGUCUUAAUACAGAGUGAUGUUCCAAUAGAUUUACUUGAUGUGGAUAAAAAUUCUGCUGUUGUCAGCUUUAGCAGCUGUGAUUCUGAGUCAAAUGACAACUUUCUUCUCGCCACUUAUCGGUGCCAGGCAAAUACCACAAGGCUGGAACUCAAGAUUCGUUCAAUUGAAGGCCAGUAUGGCACACUUCAAGCAUAUGUGACUCCAAGGAUUCAACCCAAAACCUGUCAGGUCCGCCAAUACCUUAUCAAACCCCUUUCACUCCAUCAAAGAACUCACUUUAUUGAUCAUGACAGACCCAUGAAUACACUGACUUUAACAGGCCAGUUCAGUUUUGCUGAAGUUCACUCCUGGGUGGUUUUUUGCCUGCCUGAAGUCCCUGAGAAACCUCCAGCAGGAGAAUGUGUGACAUUUUAUUUUCAGAACACCUUCCUGGAUACACAACUUGAAAGUACCUACAGGAAAGGAGAAGGAGUUUUUAAAUCUGACAACAUUUCUACUAUAUCCAUCCUAAAAGAUGUGCUCUCUAAAGAAGCUACAAAAAGGAAAAUUAACCUCAACAUAUCGUAUGAGAUAAAUGAAGUAUCAGUCAAACACACUUUAAAGCUAAUCCACCCAAAGCUGGAAUACCAGUUGCUUUUGGCUAAGAAAGUACAAUUAAUUGAUGCUUUAAAAGAAUUGCAGGUUCAUGAAGGAAAUACAAACUUUCUGAUACCAGAAUAUCGCUGUAUUCUAGAAGAGGCAGAUCACCUACAGGAAGAAUACAAAAAGCAACCUGCACAUCUGGAAAGACUCUAUGGCAUGAUCACCGAUCUUUUCAUAGAUAAGUUCAAGUUCAAAGGCACCAAUGUAAAAACCAAAGUACCUCUUUUACUGGAGAUUCUGGACAGUUAUGAUCAAAAUGCAUUGAUUGCUUUCUUUGAGGCUGCAUGAAAUAUAUAAACAAGGUAAAGUUC
This is a messenger RNA of Prionailurus viverrinus (fishing cat), 2324 nucleotides long. RefSeq names its product Bardet-Biedl syndrome 7 (gene BBS7). The coding region runs from base 154 to 2301 and encodes 715 amino acids. NCBI's taxonomy places the organism in Eukaryota, Metazoa, Chordata, Mammalia, Carnivora, Felidae. The record is from RefSeq and is a predicted model, not a curated record. The transcript is spliced from 19 exons. Gene Ontology annotation, molecular function: protein binding. Gene Ontology annotation, biological process: intracellular protein localization; intracellular transport; non-motile cilium assembly. Gene Ontology annotation, cellular component: BBSome; membrane; ciliary basal body.